Didymodactylos carnosus is the source of this 1379-nucleotide messenger RNA. NCBI's taxonomy places the organism in Eukaryota, Metazoa, Rotifera, Eurotatoria, Philodinida, Philodinidae. The record is from the annotation of a GenBank genome assembly.
UAACAAUAAAGCUGUGCUAACUUUCUUGGAACGCCCUUUUGCUUUUCGUUUGCCUAAUGGUUGAACACGUAUUUUAUCGCUAACUUGAUAGAAGUUAAAUAAAAUUGCUAAUCUAACAGAAUGUUUACACGAAUAUACUAAUAAUGAUACAAUAAGCCAACAGAAUUGUUGCCACACGAGAAAACUAUUGAAUGUAUUGCUGGCUAGGCAUUCUUGUCGAUGACAUAUAUUCAAUGGUGUUCUGGCGUGGUAACAAUUCUGUUGGCUUGUUGUACCAUUAUUAGUAUAUUCGUGUAAACAUUCUGUUGGAUUAGCAAUUUUAUUUAACUUCUAUCAUGUUAGCGAUAAAAUACGUAUUCAACCAUUAGGCAAACGAAAAGCAAAAGGGCGUUCCAAGAAAGUUAGCACAGCUUUAUUGUUCAUUUGAUUAAAAUUUCAAUGAAUAUGUUUGUGUUGUACAUUAUACUUUUAUUGAGAAAUAAAAAUGUGAGAUGCAUGCUGGAAAAUUUGAUGAUCAUUUGUAUCCAAAGAUGUUUGAUGAUCAAAAGUACAUUUACUCUUUACUAAAAGAAGAAGAAAAUAAACCUAUAAUUUUCUAUUACAAUUAGUCUAAAAUAACUGAACAAAACGAAGAAUAUCAUACAAUAGCAAUUAGACAGACAACCGUUGAACAAACAUUAAAACAGAUUGAAAAUCAGUUUCAAACAUUUGAUCAACAAUUGAGUACAUACGAUGGUUUUAAUAGUUUAGAAAAUCGUGUACGACAAUUACAACAUGAUUUAAUAUCAGCAGUUAGUACUGAUGAUCAAUUGAACAAACGUAUGCUAACAUUAGUAACUGGUAAUAAUGAAGAAUCAUUACACAAUCGUGGUCAAUAUUGUCCCAUUAAAAACAACUUUACAAAUAGUGAUGUUUUACAACAAACAAGUCAAACAUUAAAUAAUUCGUGUUCUGUAAGAAUGCAAACAUAUUCAAAUGAAAAAUCCAAAACAGCCGUUUAUCUUCAACACAUAUCAACUACAUUUGACGAACAUCUUAGUCGGCUUAAAGAAUUGAUUACAAAAUUAGAUAGUAUAGUUUUAAACGUAUUACAUAGUGAACUAUCUACAGUAGUAAAAAAUUCAUUAUUAGAUAAACUAAAUAUAAUUAAACAAUUACAAAAUGAUUGUAUGGAUUGUCGACAAAAAUUGGAUAAUAUUAUUUCAAAACUAAAUGAGAAUAAAAUUGAUGAUGUUCCCACAUUGAUGAUUAUUCAUGAAAGUCAAAAAAAAUGUAACAUUUUACAUGGAAAUCUUCACGUAGAUUUAGAAGGACAAAAUAUUCCUCUGAACAUUUAUCGACUAUUUUCAUUAUUUUUAGAAUUUGAUUACAUCAUGUGA